Messenger RNA from Chenopodium quinoa (quinoa), 1188 nucleotides. RefSeq names its product probable serine/threonine-protein kinase WNK11. The transcript has a single exon. Gene Ontology annotation, biological process: intracellular signal transduction; protein phosphorylation. NCBI's taxonomy places the organism in Eukaryota, Viridiplantae, Streptophyta, Magnoliopsida, Caryophyllales, Amaranthaceae. Gene Ontology annotation, cellular component: cytoplasm. Gene Ontology annotation, molecular function: ATP binding; protein serine/threonine kinase activity. The record is from RefSeq and is a predicted model, not a curated record. Bases 1 to 1188 code for a protein of 395 amino acids.
AUGGCUUCUUCAAGUAAUGAUUUGGUUGUUGAGACAGAUCCGAGUGGGCAAUACAAAAGGUACGACACGAUCAUAAGAAUGGGUAAUAAGAGGACAGUUUACAAGGGCUUAGAUGGUGCUAAUCUUAAGGAAAUUGCUUGGAGUAAGGUAGAAGUAACAGGCGAAAUGAGAGAUGACAAGAACUUGCUCCAGCGUUUGUGUGCCGAACCUCAACUGUUGAACUCAUUGAGGCAUGAUAAUGUAGUGAGUUGCUUCAAUGUUUGGAUUGGCGAUGAAAAGAUUAACAUGAUUGCUGAGUCUUUUCCUUUGGGGAAUAUUGGAGAGUAUGUCAGGAAACAUGAUGUUACUGAUAUAAACGCGAUCAAGAAUUGGUGUACUCAGAUUCUUAAAGGGUUGGACCAUCUUCACAGACAUGAUCCCAAGAUCAUUCAUCGCGAUAUUGACUGUGAUAAAAUAUUCUUUGAUGGAAGCUUCGACAGGGUGAAGAUUGGAGAAUUGGGUUUCGGGUGGAUUUUUGAGGAGGGGAAUGAAACGCCGACUUUUUGUAGCAAACCUCAGUUCAUGGCACCAGAAGUUCUUAAAGAAAAUCAUCAUAAUGAGCUGGUUGAUAUUCACUCUUUUGGGAUGUGUGUGCUUCAGAUGGUUACUCGGGAAACACCAUACAGCGAAUGCAGAUCCAAUCAACACAUUCUUGGAAGGGUUGGGAGACGUAUAAUGCCUGACGCACUAAGCAAAGUGACAGACUCUGAGGUUAAGAGAUUCAUUGAGAAGUGUCUGAGGCCUGCAUCUGACAGACCCACAGCAAAUGAACUCUUGAAUGACUCCUUUCUUCAACCGAGUGUUUCUAGCUCUGUAGCAGCAAGUAGUAGUCUGAGUAUGAAUGAACCUAGGCCUUUUAGAAUCAAAGGGAAAUCUUUGGAGACUGGUCCUUUUAAGAUGACUUUGUUUAUUGCUGGUGAAGAGCCGAUUAAAUUUGAUUUCCCGGUCAAUGAUACAACUCAGGAAGUCAUGGAGAAAGAAGGGUUGUCAGCAAGAAUGUCUGAUGCAGAAUUGUCACUGGUUUCUGAGCUUCUGGGAAAACUGAAAACAGAACUGAGUUCUUCAGAUGGUUCCGAGAUGAAAUUACUUCAGAUAACAAGUGAGGAGCGCGAGGUCAGGAUAAGUUUUCAAGAGACUGAUGAGCAGUAG